Molecule: messenger RNA, 564 nt
Organism: Symbiodinium natans
Lineage: Eukaryota; Dinophyceae; Suessiales; Symbiodiniaceae
Source: the annotation of a GenBank genome assembly
AUGGCGACGGAGCUCUCCUCCAUAGCGGCCUCCUUCGCCUCGUUCAAAGGACAGCGGCUGGAAAGACGCGUUGCGGUGCUCAGUGUGGAGCAGGAACUUUGCUUGGCGACCUGCUGGGUCCUGGAGCUUUUAGGCUCGCGCGCGAAAGGAUUCGAUGACGCGGAGGCGCUGGUGGAAGAGGCCACUUUUGACCUGGUGUUGUGUGACUUAGACUUGGCAUCGGCUCUGCUGGAGAAGUUGGCUACGCCUUCAGGAAGACUCUCACUCAGUGUCGUCCUGGUGUGCCCCAAGCGCAUGGACAAACGCCUCCUCGCCAGCUGCCUUGACCGUGGGGCCCGGGGUUACGUGGCGAAGCCGCUGCGUGUCCAAGCCAUCCGUGGGGUGCUCCUGCGCUACGCAACACCGGAGGAGGACGCCGCGACCUCCCCGGCGGGUGGCGGCGCGGGGCACUACGAGCGGGCAGGGCCGUGGCACGUCUUGGGAGGGCGCUGCGUAAGUAACAUCGGGGUCUGUUUGAUCAGAAUGUGCAUCUUGGCGCUCAUGGUAGGAGUUCUAGGGAGAUGA